AUGAGCGCCAAAAGCCUGAAUUUCUGUCAGGAGUUGGGCGCAUCUGUUUGUGAGCACCACCCUAACUUGCGUGAAGACGAGGGCAACCUCAUUGUGGACGGUCGUCUACUACGCAUGGUUUGGGAGCUCUUGGCUGAGCAAGCACCUGCGAGCGGCCAGCAAGGAGGAACCGGUGAAGGAGGAGCUGUGCACGAGGCUCCAAGUGCCGAGGGCGUUGGUGGAGGAGCUGUUGCACCGACCAUUGACACGGGAAUGAUCAGGACGAGCUGCGACCAAUUCAAGUUUGGAGUAGAGCACAUCUCCGUGACGCCGCUGCUGGAGGGAAGGCACGACCUUACCGCAUGGGUCAGCGCCACCCGACCUCAGCUCCAGAAGGGAGAUGAUGAGACGGCGGAAUCCUACUGCAAUAGGACCCGCACCAUCCGAGCGGAGCUGCUGACCAUCGGACAGGAGGUCCACAUGGCCACGUUUGCCGCUCACAUGCUGAAGGGGGUCAAAGGGAAGGAAGGGAAAGGAGGAAGGGAGCAGAUGGACAAGAAGAAGGGCGGCAAGUGGGAGAAGAAGCGAGCCCCCUUCAAGGGGCGCUGCUACAACUGCAAAGAGGAGGGGCACAUGGCUGCCAAGUGCCCCAACAAGAAGAAGGAUACAACACCCGCGGCAGCCGCGAACGUAACCGAAGGAGACGAGAAGGGCGCGUCGCUCACCGUCGCGUGUUCGGCUGCAAAGUUGCUGGCCGACAAAAAGCUCAUGGACGAAGGAGAAAAUCUGCAAGCCGAAGAAGGUGUCAUCCGCAUCAUCGCGUCGGGAGGACAAGUGGCUGCAAUGGCACGCUACCGCCAUCGUCUUCUCUGCCCUGACCUGAAACCGUGGCCAGCAAGCAACGGCACAACGGCAGCAGCGGCAUGCAAUGGCACGAUGGCAUGCAACGGCACGACGACUGGAGCAACAUGCAACAAUACGAUGGCUGCGGCGGCACGCAACGGUACAUUGGCUGCGGCAGCAGUAGUGACCUGCGACGGCAUGUCUAAGGCAAUUGCUGAUGUGGCAUCAGGCGAGCCGAAAGAGCAUGACGAAGCGGCCAGCCUCACAGCAUAUUCAGUGGGGACUGAGGCGAUGCUCAGCCUGUGGCACACUCACCUUGAGAAUGACCAUGCUGGUGCGGUGAAGUGGACAGCCACAAACGGUGGGGGCGAACAACCGUUUGAUCGUUCGGUUGACCCUGCGGGCAGCAAGGGAACCAUGGCUCCGCCACCUCUCUGUCCAUUCUUAGCUGCUGGCUUGGCACCCGUGGGACCAGAGGUUGGUCCCUCAGCAGAUGAGCGUCGUGCAGCCGAUGAAGACAGGGAAGGAGAGGCAACGGACCUGAAAUCGGCGGCAACCCAUGGGAAGGACCCCAUACCCACGCUUCCGCCCCUCCAACCCACUCCCCCACCCCCAUAUCAUUCCAGCAGGCCUAACAAGGGGGUGCCACCCGUACGGUUUCAGCCAUCAGCCAUGACGGCUCUGGAUGCGGAUGAUGAGGACAACCCGUACGACGUGGCGUACCCUGCUAAGGACGAUUGCGACACGGACAGCGAUGACGAAGUGGAGUACCCGAACGACGAUGAGGAGGAGGAAGACACUUGA
Messenger RNA from Closterium sp. NIES-65, 1626 nucleotides. The record is from the annotation of a GenBank genome assembly. NCBI's taxonomy places the organism in Eukaryota, Viridiplantae, Streptophyta, Zygnematophyceae, Desmidiales, Closteriaceae.